UUAACCUUUUCCAUCCCCCACGCACGCACUCCCUCGAGAUCAGAUCUCUUCCUAGUUCCUAUCGCCUCCCUUCUGCUUUUCUGGGUACGGCGUGGGGUUGUCUUGUUUGGUGUCUUCUGCGCCAGCCUUUGUGGCUUCGCAUCGUGGCUUUACUCGGCGGCUCCUCGAAUUCCUCGGAUCGCAACCUGCUCUGCUCUGCUUCUUUUCUCCAGCAAAUCAAAUCAAUCCGUUCCCCUCUUCCCCCAAAAAUUCCGGCUUCUAGAUUCACAUACCCCACAACCCCAAACCCCCAUUAAACAAUUCCCACGCCUUUUUUGACACCUUUUACCCGAUCGCCCCGAGCUAUAUAAAAUCCAUCGCCGCCUGCUCCGCUCGGCUCAUCAUUCUCAUUCGCUCUCUCUGUUUUCGUCCUCAAGAAUGCCGAUCCUGACGCCCCAUCAACCGGCUGCGAAUUCCCCAGAUCCCAAGGCUCUCAUCCCGGGGCUCCCCGACGACGUAGCGGAGCUCUGCCUCGUUCACCUACCCUACCCAUAUCAGGCCCUGGCCCGCUCCGUGUCCUCUUCCUGGAACAGAGUCCUCCGAGACCCCGGCUUCCUCCUCUCCAGGACGUCCCUCUCCCUCUCCCCUUUCCUCUUCGUCUUCGCCUUCCACGAGACCACCUCCAGGAUCCAGUGGCAAGCCCUCGACCCCCGUUCGGGUCGCUGGUUCGUCCUGCCCCCCAUGCCCUGCCCCAAGUCCGCCUUCCCGCCCGCCUUCGCCUGCGCCGCCAUGCCCCGCCAGGGCAAGCUGUUCGUCCUCGGCGGCAUGCGCUCCGACACCGAGUCCCCCAUGCGGACCGCCGUCGUCUACCAGGCCUCCACGCAACCAGUGGUCCACCCUGCCCCGAUGCGGAACCCGCGGGCGUUCUUCGCGGCCGGGGUCGUCGGCGAGGGCGGCGGCGGCGGCGGCGGCGGGAGGAUCGUGGUCGCCGGCGGGAGCGGCCCGGACCUGUCCAGCUCGACGGCGGCCGUGGAGUGCUACGACCCGAGGGAGGACGCGUGGCGGGAGGCGGCGGGGAUGGUAGGGAAGGGGAUGGUGAGGUACGACUCGGCGGUGGUGGCGGGGAGGAUGUACGUGACGGAGGGGUGGACGUGGCCGUUCAUGUUCACGCAGGGGUCGGCGUACGACGCGGAGGGGGACAGGUGGCGGGAGAUGGGGGUGGGGAUGAGGGACGGGUGGACGGGGCUGAGCGUGGUGGUCGGAGAGCGGCUGUUCGUGAUAUCGGAGCACGGGGACCACCAGCUGAAGGUGUACGACCCCGAGGAGGACACGUGGAGGUACGUGGGAGGGGAUAAAUUCCCCCGCGAGAAGGUGCACAAGCCUUUCGCUGCGAGCGCCGUGGAGGAGAAAGAGGAGGCGCUGGAAGGGGUGAUCUACGUGGUGGGGAGCGGGCUCCACGUGGGGGUCGGCCGGGUUCGGGUCGGCGAGGACGGCGGGUUUCGGGUGGAGUGGCGAGUGCUGGCUGCUCCCGAAGCUUUUCAAGAUCUGUCUCCUUGUAAUUGUCAGGUGCUUUACGCCUGAACGCCAAGAUUUCUAAAAUGAAUAAAGUUGGUUUAAAUUAUAUUACGUUGCGUGUCGCUACCCUGUGAUCAAUAAUUUAAAGCCAGGAGGAUACCUCCUCUUUGUUUUUC
Molecule: messenger RNA, 1670 nt
Organism: Eucalyptus grandis
Lineage: Eukaryota; Viridiplantae; Streptophyta; Magnoliopsida; Myrtales; Myrtaceae
Product: F-box protein AFR
Molecular function (GO): protein binding
Source: RefSeq, a predicted model, not a curated record